Messenger RNA from Notechis scutatus (mainland tiger snake), 594 nucleotides. Its product is annotated as olfactory receptor 14I1-like. NCBI's taxonomy places the organism in Eukaryota, Metazoa, Chordata, Lepidosauria, Squamata, Elapidae. Gene Ontology annotation, cellular component: membrane. The record is from RefSeq and is a predicted model, not a curated record. Gene Ontology annotation, biological process: G protein-coupled receptor signaling pathway. Gene Ontology annotation, molecular function: G protein-coupled receptor activity; olfactory receptor activity.
AUGGCUUAUGAUAGAUAUGUUGCUAUAUGUAAUCCACUGAAUUAUGUGAAAGAAAUGAACAGGGAGGCUUGUUUGAAAAUGGCCACCAGUGCAUGGAUCUUUGGGUUUUUUGAUGCAUCACUAAACACAGCUUGCACUUUUACUAUCCCAUUCUGUUCCAACAAAAUCAACCAAUUCUUCUGUGAAAUCCCACAGAUCCUGAAACUUUCAUGUUCCAGUUCCUCCUAUCUUACUGAACUUGGGCCCCUCAUAUUUACUGUGUUAAUAUGUGUAAGCUGCUUUAGUUUCACAGUUACUUCUUAUGUGUACAUCUUUAGAGCUGUUUUUAUUAUUCCUUCUGUGGAAGGAAAGAAAAAAGCCUUUUCAACUUGUCUGCCCCAUUUGGCUGUGCUUUGCUUAUUCUACUUUACUGGAGUCUAUGCUUGUUUGGGAACAAUGUUCAGAACCUCAUCAGGCUUAGAUCUGCUACUUGCAGUGUUGUACUCAAUGGUCCCUCCUUUCAUGAACCCUAUCAUUUACAGUAUGAGAAACAAAGAGAUCACAACAGCACUUUGGAAGCUUCCACAAAAAACAAGAAAUAUGAUUUCAGUUUAG